Molecule: messenger RNA, 2561 nt
Organism: Peromyscus maniculatus bairdii (prairie deer mouse)
Lineage: Eukaryota; Metazoa; Chordata; Mammalia; Rodentia; Cricetidae
Gene: Flt3lg
Product: fms related receptor tyrosine kinase 3 ligand
Biological process (GO): positive regulation of cell population proliferation
Cellular component (GO): membrane; cell surface
Molecular function (GO): cytokine activity; receptor tyrosine kinase binding
Source: RefSeq, a predicted model, not a curated record
GGGUCCCCACUCCGGGCCCGAGGGAGCAGGGUGGGGGCCUGGGGAGGAUUCUGGGCACGGGUUUCUUAGAAGGGAAGAUGACUUUUCACUGUAACUGGGGCUCAUGCAGGAAGCCCGAGGGAGCAGGAGGCGGAAACGUGCCCACAUCAAGGGCGCAGGCAGGACCGGGCGGAGGGGUACAGGGGCGAGCAGAGCAAGGGCUGCAGGGUGCGAGGCCUGCCCUUCUGUCCCUUCCCAGACCCUGCCACAGGCAUGAGGGGUCUCCGGCCGAGAUGACAGUGCUGGUGCCAGCCUGGAGCCCAAAUUCGUCCCUGCUGCUGCUGCUGCUGCUGCUGAGCCCUUGCCUGCGGGGGACGCCUGACUGCUACUUCAGCCACAAUCCUAUCUCCUCCAACUUCAACCUGAGGAUCAAGAAGCUGACUGACUACCUGCUUAAAGAUUACCCCGUCACGGUGGCCAUCAACCUUCAGGACGAGAAAUACUGCAAGGCUCUGUGGAGCCUCUUCCUGGCCCAGCGCUGGAUGGAGCAGUUGAAGACCGUGGCAGGGGCGGAAAUGCAGGGGCUCCUGGAGGCUGUCAACACCGAGAUACACUUCGUCAGGUCAUGCGCCUUCCAGCCUCUCCCAGAAUGUCUUCGCUUCGUCCAGACCAACAUCUCCCACCUCCUGCAGGACACCUGCUCCCAGCUGUUGAUUCUGAAACCCUGUAUGGGGAAGGCCUGCCAGAAUUUCUCUCGGUGCCUGGAGGUGCAAUGUCAGCCAGACUCGUCUACCCUGCUGCCCCCCAGGAGUCCUGUCGCCCUAGAAGGGACCGAGCUUCCAGAGCCUCCGUCCAGCCAGCUCUUGCUACUGCUGCUGCUGCUGCCUCUCACGCUUGUGCUCCUGGCCGCUGCCUGGGGCCUUCGCUGGCAAAGGGCACGGAGGAGGACGGCGCUCCGCCCCGGGGUGCCCCUCACCUCCCAUCCCUAGGAUAUGACACUUGGGCGGCGUUGGCUCAGCCAGGGGCUUGUCUCGAGUUGGGAACCAAAACAAGGAACAAGCUAGGCAAAUACUGUACUACUACUGAGCUACAUGCCCUGCCCAGAGGACACAAUGUCCAGGCAUGGUGAUGGACAUCGGCAGUCCAGUACUUCUGAACUGGAAACGCUGAAGCUGGAGGAUACUGACUUUAAACAAAAAGGAAGAAAAAGAAAGAGAGAGGAACACUGUAGCCCUGUGUGGUGGCUUCUGUCAUCCCAGCUCCUUAAAAUAAAGAGCUGGGUAUGGGUAUGGUGCUGCGUGCCUGCAACCCUAGCAAGAGGCUGAGGCAGAGGGAUGGAAGCUUCCAGGCCAGCCUGGGCACCUGAGUGAGAUCUGGCUCAAAAUGACAGUGACAAAUGGGGAUGCUGGGGUGGAGAUCAGUGGCAGGCCCCGCACAGGAAGGCUCUGGGUCCUCUGCUGCUGUCACGGCCACUGGAACACGGGACAACCUCUAAGUGUUGUGGUUUCCCACUCCUCGGCGUGUUUCUGAAACCCACCAUUUAUCAGACAUAGUGGCACUGGUCUGUAAUCCCAACUCUAUCUUAUUGUUUUCUGAGAUGGUCUCUAUGUAGCUCAGAUGGCCUGAACUCGUGGGUAAUCCAUCUCUACCUUUGGAGUGCUGGGAUCACUAUCAUACAAGAUGGCAAUUCCCCUUUUUAAGAAAAUUAAUUCGACCCUCCCCAAAGUUAUUAAACUUGAAAAAUAAUUACGCAUGGGGGGCAUAACUGUGGCAUGGUGCCUGUGUACCAGUCGGGGACACUUGCAGGAGCUGGUCCUCUCCUUCUUCCAGGAGGGUCCCAGGGAUGGACUCAGGUUUUCAGGCUUGGUGGCAGAGGCCUUUUAUCCAUUAAGCCAGUUUGAGGGCCAUGAUUUGUUUUGUUUGUUUGCCUGUUUGUUUUGAAACAGGGUCUCAUGUAGCCCUAUCUGACUUGGAACUUGCUGUGUAGACCAGGCUGGCUUGAAACUCAAGAGAUCACCUGCCUCUCCCUCCUCAAUGAUAGGAUUAAAGGUGUGUGUCACCAUGCCUGGCUGUAAGACUCCCUUUGGAAAAACAAAAAACAAAAACAAACAAAGGAAAAAACUGGGAGCAGAUUUUGUGGUGCAAGGUCUCUGCACCCUGGAGAAGAGGCAGAAGGGUCAGGAUUCUGGGUUAUUCUGGUACAUAGAAAUUCCAGGCUAACCUAACCGGAGUGGAGUUGGGGAGGGACGGAUGAGGAGGGGAGGGUGUAGCUCAGGGGUAACAGGCCUUGCUGAAAAGGGAUGGGGGCGUGGCUCAGCGGUAGAGUGCUGUCGACGGACAGACCAUUGAUGAUCCAGUUUUACAGAGGAGACUGAGGCCAAGCAGGAGUCACGUGGCAGACGUUGCACAGCCUGGACACGGGGAAAGUUGGGUGGAGGCUGGCCCCCUGUUGGACCUCGCUGCCCCUCCAGCUCUCUCCAGAGGACGAAGUCAACAUCGGAAACCAGCAAAAGCCCUACUCACCCCACUCUGUACGAAGUCUUUGCCCCCAUGAACUUGGAUAUAAAUGGUUUUUACCAGCU